AGGAGCGCCACGCGUUUCUCGAUCUUAAUACUUCACCACGGCUUCCGCACUGGCUACCGCUAUUCUUCCUCGGCCCCAGGUCGACGAUUCUUUUCGCAGACCAUCGAUCCUGCAGGUUUUUGACCUGCCCGCCUUCAAGACGUCGCCCCCCAGCCUCGACGACAGGCUGCCGUCCAUCAGCCACGACAUAUCUCGACCCUCGUCAAGCUCUACCGUGGCUUCCCCUCCGCACCAGCAGCAGCACAGUGGCAGCAAUGCCUCAAUUCAGCUACCCUCCCUGGCCACACUAGCCUCCGCCGCAUCCAAUUGCCCCACCGCAAGCUUAACCAGUAAUGAUAAUAAUGAUAAUACGAGGAAUAACACGCCCGAGAAGAAGAUGCCAUCCCCACCAAGCAAACCCUCUAAUGGCCUCAGCAUGACUUAUGCAACCUCUGCGCCCGCGACUGCUGGUGGACAGGCAGGCUCUCCGCCCGUCUGCCAGAACUGCUCUACGAGCACCACGCCCUUGUGGCGCCGCGAUGAGACAGGCGCCGUCCUCUGCAAUGCCUGCGGUCUCUUCUUGAAGCUGCACGGUCGGCCGCGUCCCAUCUCCCUCAAGACUGAUGUCAUCAAGAGCCGCAACCGCGUCAAGACUGGUGGACUAGGCGGACGCAAGAGGACAAGCGACCAAGGCGGUCUUCCCGCGGCGCACCCCGAUGCAGAUGGCCAGCUCGCGCUCGCCCAGCACCGUCGUGCGUCUGGAAAGAUGUCUUCGGGCCUGUCUGACCGUUCGCAGUCCCCCAUCUCACGCACUGGCACUCCAAACUUCAACCAUCCCUCCAACAUUGCGCCCCAGCACAUGUUUGAGCAGGCUCUGCACAGCGACUUUCAUUCACCUUCGCUUCCUGGCUUCGGUCUCCGGGCUCCUUCACCUGCUACAUCAUCAGUCAACGGUUCCCACCUCGAGGCCCCUCUACCGUAUGAAACACUUGCUGCGCAAAACACUGCGCUCAAGACUCGUGUUUCCGAGAUGGAGCUCAUCAAUGACCUGUUCCGUAACCGCGUCAGCGAGCUCGAGCAGAGCGAGCAGUCCGCGCGGCAGACGGAAUCUACACUGAGGAAAGAGCUUGAGGAGGUUAAGCAACGAGAGGCUGACUUGAAGAGGCGGCUCGAUGAGAUUGAGAACGAAAGCCCCAGGCACAAGCGGAUGAAGAUGAGUGAAUUCGUGGACGAGAGCCGCGCGGGUACGCCUAUCAGUGCCAUGGUAGAUUAGGCUCGAAAAUCUUGCGAUGAGGCGUUUCCUUUGAUUAUCUAACGACUGUUCCAUGCAUGCGGGGAAAUGUUCGGUGGUGCUGGGUUGAGGUAGUACUCGUCCCAUGCCAGCUUGCACCCCACGAGAGU
Molecule: messenger RNA, 1380 nt
Organism: Bipolaris sorokiniana ND90Pr
Lineage: Eukaryota; Fungi; Ascomycota; Dothideomycetes; Pleosporales; Pleosporaceae
Exons: 4
Coding region: 377-1252 (291 amino acids)
Biological process (GO): negative regulation of transcription by RNA polymerase II; positive regulation of transcription by RNA polymerase II
Molecular function (GO): RNA polymerase II cis-regulatory region sequence-specific DNA binding; zinc ion binding; DNA-binding transcription factor activity, RNA polymerase II-specific
Source: RefSeq, a predicted model, not a curated record